AUGCAUUGGAAGUAUACAAGCGUUUUGCUUGGCUUCCUUGUAGCAUUGGGAAAAUGCUGGCCUUAUGAUAAAUCCCUUGUCGACUAUAACCUCAACGAAAACCCGGAUGCCACGAAUGCCGCCGAAUACUGGGGAGAAUGGCCGAAUCACACCUACCAUCCCUCUCCCGAGAACUGGCGUUUCCCUGUAUAUACUCUCUUUCUCGAUCGAUUUGUGAAUGGUGAUCCCACGAACGAUAAUAUCAACGGUACAUUCUUUGAACAUGAUUUGAACUCGAAUCAGAUGCGUCAUGGGGGCGACGUAUUGGGACUCGUUGACACUCUGGAUUAUCUCCAGGGCAUGGGUAUCAAGGCCAUCUACCUGGCUGGGACGAUUUUGAUGAACCAGCCAUGGGGCUCGGAUGGUUAUUCGGCACUCGAUACCACCCUACUGGACCAACAUUUUGGCACGAUUCAGGACUGGAGGGAUGCCAUCACUGAGAUUCAUAACCGGGGGAUGUAUGUCAUUUUCGACAAUACAGUGGCGACGAUGGGUGAUCUGAUAGGAUUCGAGGGCUAUCUCAACACAACCACGCCAUUCCGGUUGGAGGAGCAUCGAGCACAAUGGAAAUCGGACCGCCACUAUGUGGAUUUUCACUUCGGCAACACUUAUAACAAAACUUGCGAGUACCCUCGAUUCUGGAACGAAACGGGCUUCCCGGUGGUUCGAUCCGUCGAUGAUGAACUGAAGGGAUGCUAUGACAGCGAUUUCGACCAGUAUGGUGAUAUUGAGGCCUUCGGCGUUUAUCCUGAUUGGCAGCGUGAGCUGGCGAAGUUUGCAUCGGUGCAGGAUCGUCUCAGAGAGUGGGUUCCAAGCGUGAGAGAAAGACUCAUCCGGCAUUCAUGCAUGAUUAUUUCGUCUCUCGACAUCGAUGGCUUCCGCUAUGACAAGGCGACCCAAGCCACUGUUGAUGCGCUGGGUGAUAUUUCUGGAGCGUAUCGAGAAUGUGCUCGGCGGGUUGGGAAGGAGAAUUUCUUCCUGCCGGGAGAAAUCACAGCUGGCAACACGUUGGGCUCUGUCUUUCUCGGCCGGGGUCGGCAACCCGACAUGCUUCCGGCAACGCUUGAUGAGGCCUUCCGCCUCCGAAACGACUCUGACUCUUACUACUUCCUCCGCGAUGAGAACCAGCAGGCCAUCGACGGCGCCGCGUUCCAUUAUUCGGUCUACCGCUCUCUAACCCGAUUCCUUGGCAUGGACGGUAACCUGGCUGCUGGUUACGAUAUUCCCGUGAACUGGACAGAGGCAUGGUACGAGAUGAUCCUCACCAACGACUUGAUCAAUGCGAACACGGGCAAGUUCGAUCCUCGCCAUAUGUACGGAGCAACCAACCAGGACGUGUUCCGCUGGCCUGCUGUUGAACAGGGUAUUGAGAGGCAUCUGCUUGCUCUUUUCAUCACGACGCUUCACUUGCCUGGCAUCCCGUUGUUGUUGUGGGGCGAAGAACAAGCAUUCUAUAUCUUGGAUGCCUCAGCGUCCAACUAUAUCUUUGGCCGGCAAGCCAUGUCUCCUGCCACGGCGUGGAAGACCCAUGGCUGUUUCUCGCUCAAUUCAACUCAAUAUUUCAACUGGCCGAUCAAGUCAGGGCGAUUGGGCUGCCAUGAUGAAGCCGCGACGUACGAUCAUCGUGAUCCCGCGCAUCCAAUGCGAAAUAUCCUUAAACACAUGUAUCAGAUGCGGCAGGACUUCCCAGCGCUCAAUGAUGGCUGGUGGAUUCAGCUGCUGUCAAACCAUACCCAUGAUGUUUAUCUCCCCGGCUCUAACGGGGUCCCCACUGAAACAGGCAUGUGGUCGAUUCUGCGAAGCCCCUAUUUCCAGAUGCAGGAUCUAGGGGAGUCAGGCAAUGAAACAGUCUGGUUCGUUUAUCAAAACGACAACCAAACUGUCAACUAUGAUUUUGACUGCUCCGACCGGAACUCGGCACUGGUCGCUCCGUUCGACUCGAAUACCACUGUCAAAAAUCUGUUUUAUCCACACGACGAGAUUACCUUGAUCGAUGGGCCUACCAAGCUACACCUCAACGGCUCCAAUAACUUGAACGGAUGCCUCCGUAACUUGACUCUUGUACCGUAUGAGUUCAGGGCUUAUGUUCGAAAAGAAAGAUUUGUGGCCCCUCGGCCAAUGAUCACGAAAUUCGCUCCUGGUCACGACGUGCCUGUUCUUUCAAAGGCUGAGCCAGGGCAAAGCGAAAUUAUCGACAUCGCCUUGUAUUUCUCAACGGAGAUGAAUUGCACCCGGGUGACAGAGUCCAUUUCGCUCGAAUCAUCAACGGAGUCUGACCAAAUUGCUUCUCUUGACUCAGAUUCAGUUGAUUGCGGGUUUGUGGGCACCGAGAAUACAUCCUAUCCCGGACAAAUUCCGAGCACUUGGGUUUGGACCGCAACUUUGAAAAACGUGUACAAUGGGGUGCACAGAAUGACCGUCAAUAAUGCGACCAGCGUUGAUGGACGAGCUACUCAGUCAAUCGAUCAUUUCUUGAUUCGUAUCGGACAGCACGACAAUCCUAUGAUCUUCAACUCUGCAAAUUAUUCAAGCAGUCUUCUACAUCAACGAAAGGACGGCAGCCUCUACAUCCAGCAGCAUGCAGCCGGCGCAGACAUGUAUCGCUAUUCAACGAACUGGGGCAGCACCUUCUCAAAAUGGAUCCCAUACAGAGGCGGCAAUCAUACCAUCAAAGAGCAGUAUUGGAAGGGCACAAAAGCCCAGGAAUGGAAGGGCAAACACGUUCGUGUGGAAUAUUGGAAUCGCUUCACAGGAAGCAGUGAUUACUUCCAAGAAGGGGACGGGCCAGGCUGGAAUCACGCGAUGCCCCGACGCUUUCCUCAUCUCUUUUUCAACGGUCCGUUCAAUGAGUAUGGCUACGAUGCCGGUCUGCCAAACACUGUGAAGCAAGACAGCGACGGCGUUUGGAAGUUUCGGUUCAUGGCAGAGUGGCCCGCCGAGGGUCAACUCAAUGUAUGGGGAAUCAACCCAGACGGACGGCCUGAUCAAAGUUAUGUAUUUGGUGACUCAGACGGCGAUUCAGUUCUCGAUCGUCUCCCACCAUCGUCUCUGAAAACGACAACGAUUAACAUCACCCAGCAUCCACCAAAUCCCCACCUGGCCUGGAGAAUCCAGCUUGAUGAUGCUACUCUCAAAUUCAAGCUGGUACCAGCAGGAUCUAAAUACGUUCAGAUGGCACUUUUCUUCUUACUGUGGCUCGUGCCGAUCAUUACUGCCACUACUUGCGCUUAUAUCUUCAAGAAAACUUUCUACAAGAUCAAAUUCAACCAAAUGGGCGUCAGCGAGAAGAAGACACUCAUCUCACUGGACAUCCUGAAUCGGUUCAAGUACGAGCCUGGGGAUUCGAGGAACCCAUUCGUACGAUUGGCAACCAAGUCAAAGUUCCUGCAAAGCACAUCCGCCUUUGGCAACCGCACCUCCAAUCAGCGAAAGGUGCUUAUUGCAACUAUGGAAUACGAAAUCGAUGAUUGGGGUAUCAAAAUCAAGAUUGGCGGCUUAGGUGUGAUGGCACAAUUGAUGAGCAAACAGCUUGGUCAUCAAGAUCUCAUCUGGGUGAUUCCAUGCGUUGGUGGAGUUGAAUAUCCGAUCGACAAACCAGCCGAAUCCAUGUUCGUCAAGAUCCUGGGAAACACUUAUGAAAUCAAAAUCCAAUACCACUAUCUGAGAAACAUUACUUAUGUUCUCCUGGAUGCGCCAGUUUUCCGACAACAGACUGUCGGGGAGCCCUACCCUGCCCGGAUGGAUGAUAUGGAUAGUGCCAUCUACUAUUCAGCCUGGAACCAGUGCAUUGCGCAGGCGAUAAAGCGAUUCCCUAUUGAUCUUUAUCACAUCAACGACUACCACGGCUCAAUUGCUCCACUUUACCAGCUGCCAGAAACGAUCCCCAUCUGCCUUUCACUCCAUAACGCAGAAUUUCAAGGUUUGUGGCCGAUGCGAACGCAGAAGGAAAAAGUCGAAGUUUGUUCAGUGUUCAACCUCGACAUGGAUGUGGUCACUCGCUAUGUACAAUUUGGCGAAAUCUUCAAUUUGCUACAUGCCGGUGCCAGCUACUUGCGUCUUCACCAACAAGGGUUCGGUGCCGUUGGAGUGUCUAAAAAGUACGGCAAGCGCUCUUACGCACGCUAUCCGAUUUUCUGGGGCCUAAAGAAGGUCGGAAACCUGCCUAACCCCGACCCGGAAGACACUGGCGAAUGGAAUAAAGAGUUACCGAAGGAACGCGACAUUAGCAUUGACAGCGAGUACGAAGUUCGCAGGGCCAGUCUCAAGCGCGAGGCACAAGAGUGGGCCGGGCUCGCACAGAAUUCCAAAGCUGAUCUGCUAGUUUUUGUCGGCAGAUGGUCUAUGCAGAAGGGGAUUGACUUGAUUGCCGAUGUAAUGCCUGGUGUUCUCGAAUCGCGUCCGAACGUUCAGUUAAUUUGCAUCGGCCCCGUCAUCGACUUAUACGGCAAAUUCGCAGCGCUGAAACUGGACCGAAUGAUGAAACUCUACCCCGGUCGCGUGUGCUCGAUUCCUCAGUUUACGGUGCUUCCUCAGUUCAUUUUUUCUGGGGCGGAAUUUGCAUUGAUUCCUUCUCGCGAUGAGCCAUUCGGUCUUGUCGCUGUUGAGUUCGGUCGAAAAGGUGCGCUUGGUAUUGGUGCUCGGGUAGGAGGCCUUGGUCAAAUGCCUGGAUGGUGGUAUACAGUUGAGUCAACGACCACAUCUCAUCUGCUGAAGCAGUUCAAACUGGCGAUUGACAGUGCGCUGAACUCUAAACCUGAAGUUCGAGCUAUGAUGCGAGCCAGGUCUGCUAAACAGCGUUUCCCGGUUGCUCAAUGGAUCGAGGAUCUCGAAAUCUUGCAGUCCACGGCUAUCAGAGUACACAACAAGGAGCACGCAAAAGCCCAGGCUGCAUCAAACACUUCCUCCGGCGCAUAUAAUGCUAUUUAUGGCAUGAUGACACCCCAGGCAGCUACGUCGAUGAGGUCUGGUGCCUCCAGUGGGACUGUGACGCCUCCCUUGCGAUCUCCAAGUCGCCCAGGAACGGUUGGGUCAUUGCAACGCAGUUCUGUGAUAUAUAGCAGAGACCCUAGUCCAGGCUCGGAGGCACGACCUCGAUCUGGACUUGGUCGACAGCUUCCCUCCUUUGCCCGACCAGUAUCUGCUCCGAUGGAAAGUUUCGGGCGCCGAGAUCCUGGCAAAGCAAGUAUGGCAGAUGAAGACAACGGCAGCGUCACUCCCCCCGAUGUCGAGGAGGACAGUGACGAUGAGAUCAUGUCCACUUGCUAUGGUGAAGAUGACUAUCCGAUGGCCCCUGAACCCUCCGACGGGGGACGAAGAUUGAGUGUUCAAGCGCCCGGGACCCAGUCUGCCGGCAUUCCCUUGACUAGAGAGCACCUUUCAGCACGACAAUCCAGCCAGGGCUCCCUAAUGAGUCGACCCAUUGCCACACCAUCAGGCUCCACAGCACCGAGUACUGCAGGAACAGAAGAUACCCUCAUCCCCCCUCAAGACCCUGGACGGGUCAAGGAAGUCGCCUCAGCAGUGCGUCUGCGCUCUCUGUUGAUUCCGUUGUCGGUGACAAGAAGGACUACAAACUUCAAAAGGUUGAUCCUUUCUUCACCGACAGCAAUGGAGAGUACUACAGGGCCUUUGAAAAGAAGCUUGAGGAACUUAAUGGGGCGAAUUCAGACUCGCAACUCUGCAUUGAGCAAUACCUUGAGAAGAGUGAAAAGAAGUGGUUUGACCGGUUCCGAGACGCUCGCCUAG
Messenger RNA from Penicillium argentinense, 5784 nucleotides. RefSeq lists its product as uncharacterized. NCBI's taxonomy places the organism in Eukaryota, Fungi, Ascomycota, Eurotiomycetes, Eurotiales, Aspergillaceae. The coding region runs from base 1 to 5784 and encodes 1927 amino acids. The transcript has 3 exons. Gene Ontology annotation, biological process: fungal-type cell wall (1->3)-alpha-glucan biosynthetic process. The record is from RefSeq and is a predicted model, not a curated record. Gene Ontology annotation, cellular component: fungal-type cell wall. Gene Ontology annotation, molecular function: alpha-1,3-glucan synthase activity.